Lytechinus pictus (painted urchin) is the source of this 4864-nucleotide messenger RNA. RefSeq names its product coiled-coil domain-containing protein 83-like. Bases 212 to 1549 code for a protein of 445 amino acids. The transcript is spliced from 11 exons. NCBI's taxonomy places the organism in Eukaryota, Metazoa, Echinodermata, Echinoidea, Temnopleuroida, Toxopneustidae. The record is from RefSeq and is a predicted model, not a curated record.
CCGGUGCGCGGGUACCGGAUUGAUAUUGGUUUCCUCUCGAUUAUCCGAAUUAAAACUAAAGCUUCCUUGGAUACCGCGUUGAUUGAACCUUUUUGCGAUGGGAAACUUCCGAAAAUUUCAUGCGAAUUGCAGUUGAAAUCACUUGAAUCACAAGUCAAGUUUACGCUGGCGAUGGAAACUUGAAAAGGCUCAAAGGUCAUCAGAAGCAGCCAUGGGGAAGAAGAAAGGAAAGAAGAGUGGAAAGAAAAGUGGAAAAGGCAAGAAAGAGAAGAAGGAGAAGGAGCCUCAGAUGACCAUCAGGGAAGCCAUUUUAGCUUAUCAGAUCAAUGUCAAAGAAAAUGCAUUAGAGGAGUUUAUGUACGAGAUCAAAGGACUGGAGGAGAAACGCCAGAGGAAUAAAGAGAGGAAUGAGCGUCUGAAGGAGGAGCAGCUGUACCAUAUCAAAACGCUCCUAAAACAAGCCAAGGAGAGAGACCAGGAGCUGGAGCAAGUGACCGUCAUUAACAAGGAGCAGGUGGAGGUGGCGCUGAAGGAGAAAUGGAGAUCCUGCAAAGAGGAGGAGAAAGCUAUCGAGGACAUGAAGAACAAAAUUUCCGAGACGAUAAAGCAGUACGAGGAAGACCUGAUCCAGGUGAAGAAAUGGACAGAGUAUAAGAACAAAGGGAGCAUAGAACAUGCAACGCAUAUCAGACUUCUUCAGGAAGAGCUGGAGGACAUGCAGAAAAACUUUGAAGAAAUGAGAGCUCAUCUUGAGAGAACUCUAAACGUAGCCAAGGAAGAGAUUAAAAAGGAAACGACAGAAAGACUAGAUGAACAAAAAUACAUAGCCUCCGAGAAAGCGAUCAAAACUCUUGACAAGUUUAGUGCCCAAGAAGUCAUAGAUAAUGACUGGUUAAAGAAAGAGUUGGAGCUUCAUAAGGAAGAGACCAUUUCCCUCCAAGGGGAGGUGGAGAGAUUAGAACGGGAGAAUCUAACAGUGAUGAGUGAUCUCUUUGACUGCAGAAUAGAGGAUCUCAAAAUAUCAAGGAAGUUUUACCUGACCCAGUUUGAGGAUAACGAGGAUCUUAACGAUGGUGGAAUCUUGGAGUUUGACCUAGCUAAGUCUGCUAUCAGUCAGGGAGAAGUUCCUCCUCCAUUGGCCAUCACACAAGGACCCCGCAAGCAGAGGCCGCAGAGUGCAACCCAGAGGGCCGUUGAACAGAAAGUUUUCUCUCUCCUACCACCGGAGCAGGACCAAGCCACCAGCAAGGAGGAGGGAUAUGGGGAGAGGGGUGAAGAACUCUUUGCCCAACAUAGCGGAGAGGAAGAGGAAUACCUGGGCGGGUUGGACAACUAUCUCAACUUUGAUGAUGAAGAUUUUGAUGAUUAUCUCAAACUAGGGCCCCUUGAACUCAAGCUGUUGAGCAUAGAAGGCCACGCUAAACCCAUCCACGAGCACAAGAAACUCUCGGUCAAAGAAGAGCAAGCCAAGCUCUCCGCACCGGACGUCUGGCCGGUCACGGGGGACAUGUUGAGGUCGGCCACCCGCACUUCUAUGCAAGAGACAUGAGCUGGUGCAGACCGACUUGAUUCAUUUAUUUAAAUUUAAACCACUAGCUUUUAUAAUAUGUAUUUGAUCAAAUGUUCUUGUUCAAAUUUGCACUGGCUGUAUUAAUAUGUUUUGGAUAAUUAUGAAAUUUGGAACCACCGUUCACUUCGUAAACAGCGCUUUAUCCAGUCACACGCAUUGGUUCCUUAUUUCCACCUCCAUUCGCUUUGUACACAAGUGUGCACGUACAUAACGACGAGUGGUUCCCCAAAACACGAUUUGGCCAAUUACAAUAUGCAACAUUAUAGCACUUCAUACAAUGUUUCUAAGCGCUGCAUACUGUUACCCCGGCUUUAGCAUGGCUACUUUUAUAUAUAUUUAUGAUAAAAAGUUUAUAAAGAGUCUUCUCUGACCAAUGGACGUGGAUUUCAGUAUACAUCGGAGAGGGAAUUUAGUCAGAUCUACAUGUACCUACACGAGUUAACAUUCGAUCUAAUUCACUGGGCGAUGGCGAGAAACUUUUUACAUUAUUCAAACCUUCCCCGGAAAGCUUAGUGUUUAACUAUAUUCACAAGGGAUGAUAUAUUGCCUUAUCAUUGAUAAUCAAAUACCCAGAUAUGCAAUAUUAUGCAACCCUAAAUGUCUACUCUAUCUAAUUAUUGGUUUCCCUGAUGUAGUUGCAAGCAAACUUCCUACAUUUAGAAACGGAAGAUGAUAUGCAUUGGUAGAAGAGCUUCCUCUGAAAAAAUCUAUAGCAAUGCUAUUGUAAUAUGCAACAAAAGCAAAUCAACACAAACGAUCAUAAUCUUUAUGACAUAGUAUUUCAAUGUGUUGUAAUAAAAUGUAUAGUUAAAGAGUACAGUAGUACAAUUAUAUGAGUGAUUAUUUAUUGAAAUGUUAAUAGUUUCAGUGGGAAUUCACCCUGAUGAAAAAUUUGAUUUAAUCAAAGCAGAUGAAAUAAAGAUGUGAAGGUUUGGUGAAUAUCUGUGAAUGAAUAACAGAAAUAUGAAGUUUUUAAAGUUGGAUUUCAUGACAUCUGAGACAGCAGCUACUCCAUCCGACAUGUUAUAUAAAUUCAAGAAAAUGGAUUUCUUUUUUUAUAAAAAUGUUGUUGGGGUGAUAUAUUAUCACACACGUCCUUUCAUUCUGGCCCCUCCUAUAAGUAAAAUAUUGUAAUUCAUCAAGAUGGAGUUAUAUUACAUGACAUAUAUGGGGAAGCUGCUCACAUACGACGUCACUAAUUAAAAACUUGAAAAAAUAACAUAAGUCUUUGAUGGAUUUUCAUUAAAGUGUUAUAUCUUUGAUAGAUUUUCAUCAAACUGUUAUAUCUCAAGUAAAAAUUAACAUGAAGGCUUUACCUGAGACUUUAGGGAGGUGAUCUCUGCUUGGCUGCUAAGUAGUGAAGUGGCUUCGAAGUUCAGAGCAGAGACAUUCUUUCUAUUUAGUCAAUGAUAUUCCAUUCAGGUAUCCAGCUAUUGUUCUGUCAUUAGAUGGCAUGUACAUAACUGGGGAGCAUGUACAUUACAUUGGCAUGUACAUUACAUUGGUAUUUACAUUACAUUGGUAUGUACAUUACAUUGGCAUGUACAUUACAUUGGUAUUUACAUUACAUUGGUAUGUACAUUACAUUGGCAUGUACAUUACAUUGGUAUGUACAUUACAUUGGCAUGUACAUUACAUUGGUAUGUACAUUACAUUGGCAUGUGCAUUACAGCUGGUAUUUAUAUUCAGAGGUACUUCAAUAGUACAUACAGUAACAAAAACGUUUGCAAAUAUUUUUCUCUUAUUUUGGGGGCUUUUAUUUUAAAGCCAACUUAUUAUCAGGGUUGAGCUUCCCCUUCGAACCAAUCUGUAGUCAUGUUGUGAUAGAUUACUAUCCAGGGUGUUUCAUAAAGCCGUUCUUCAGCUUGUAGAAAACAAAAACAUUGUAGAGACUGGAAUAUGAAAUAUCAAAGUUAGCCUAAAUUUUCAAUCAUUUUGAAACAAAUUGUGACUAUGACACAUUUCAAAUUAUUUCAUUGAAAUAAUGGUAAUUUACAGAUUGUGUACUAAGUGUUUUGUAAUUUCACAUUCAGCUUCAUGAACCAUCCCCAGGAUUUACUCUUAAGUAAAUAUAUAGGAACAUAAGUGUACUAAUAUCCGUCCAGAGGGCUGUUUCAUAAAGCUGUUCAUAAGUUAGGAGGGACUUUAAGAACAACUGUUGAUCCUUACUUGUGGUAAAUGAUAUUCACCAUUGAAUGUUCAUUUGGUGAUUAUUUAGCGCAUAAGAAAGGUUCACCAGUUUGUUCUUAAAGUUGCUCUUAACUUACGAACAGCUUUAUAAAAUGGCCCCCAGGGCCCUGUUACCAUAAAGCCCAAUGAUUGAUCAUAAGGUUGAUUUAUACGAUUGAUCACACCCAAUAAUCAAUGUAAUCAAUCAUAGACAUCAGCCCAAUAAUCAAUCACUAAGCUUCAUGUUACAGGGCCUAGCUAUCAUAUGCAUAUUUACCCUCGUGCAAUGUGAAAUCCUCUUCGUAUGCAAGGAAUUAUUUUAAAGGGAUUUCCAUUAAAGUAAUUAAAUUGUUCUAAAAGAGCAGUAAAAGUGAACAAGGAUUUCUAACAAUUAAUGCAAAUUGAUUUAACUUUUAAAUCAAAUCAAUAUUAAGGACUGUAUGUCAAUUUGGCAAAUUGGUCUCUAAAUAUGUUAACCUCUUAACAUGUCAACAUUUUACUUUUUGGUGAAUAAUAUCACCAAAUUCCAUUUCAAUCAAGAGAUUCAGUUUUGACUUGUUUAUGAACGAAUGACUCAAGAAAUAUUGAUCCAAUUGCAUAGACUUUCAGAAGGAAAAAAAUGCUUUUAGGUCAUUUUCGUAUCACUUGGAUAUUUUCAAAAAGUUACAAUCAGUUUUAAGUAUACUAUUUGAAGUCUCUGAAUAUUAGUUUUGGCUACACUGUUAAUCGCAUAUCCACCAGUACAGAGGUGAAUUAUAAAAUGACACUUUCUGACCACAUUGUCAAUUUGUCUUAACUUAACAUUUUAAGGAUUUAGAAUAAAAUGAACGACUUUCAAUUUGUCAUCUAUCUUUUUCCUAUCAUUUUGCACUGAAUAAUUUUUAAUAUUUCUGCUUGUAAGAUGUGAUAUUGGAAUAUUUCAAGGGAUUAAAGUCCCCUAUAAUUAGUUUUAAGCUGAAAUGCAAAUGAUGUAUUUCCAGCUUUUCUACAGAAAAAGCUUUAAUUGUAUACAUGUAUGUGUAUGAGAUUAUUUAAAAUGGGGCAAUGAAAAAAAUGUUUUGUAUGUUAUGUUUAUACAUAUGUAUAAAAGACUCACUAUUAAAUUGUUUAUUGUAUAUUCUUGAA